Messenger RNA from Drosophila ananassae, 654 nucleotides. RefSeq lists its product as uncharacterized. NCBI's taxonomy places the organism in Eukaryota, Metazoa, Arthropoda, Insecta, Diptera, Drosophilidae. The coding region runs from base 33 to 614 and encodes 193 amino acids. The record is from RefSeq and is a predicted model, not a curated record. The transcript is spliced from 3 exons. Gene Ontology annotation, molecular function: odorant binding.
GUUACUCCUGACAUUGCCUCAGACUGACUGAAAUGGUGACCAGGUGUAUAGCUCUUGCGAUCUGCUCCUGCCUAGUGGCCGUGCUGUCCGUGGUGGCGGGUAUUCCUUUGGAUGUGGACUGCAGUCGUCGUCAAAAUGUGAAUACUGUGAGAGGUUGUUGUGCCUAUCCAACUCUAAACUUUGAUCAGUUUAGAAAACAGUGUGGCAAGCAUAUGCCAGUUGGUUCUCCAAAAAUAUCUCCUUGUCUAUAUGAGUGCAUUUUCAAUGCCACAAAUGUUUUGGAGGGAUCGGAAGUGAAUCCCAGCAAUACUCGUAGCAUGCUGGAGCGGCUGCUGGGCAACAAUCAGGACUUCCUAGAGGCCUAUGUGGAGGGCAUGCUAAACUGCUCGGAUACCGUGGAAGCCAUGCUGAAGAACAGAAGGCCCCGACAUCCACAAUCCUCCGAAUGCAGUCCCGUGGCGGUAUACUUCGCUAUCUGCACCCAAUCAUUCGUCUUCAAUCACUGCCCUUCGUCCAGCUGGGCGGGAACAGACGCGUGUGAGACGGCUCGGUUGCAAAGCCUGAAUUGUCCAAAUAACCAAUUGUCACGUGGUGCGGGUCUGAAAAAACAGUGACUUUUGGUCAGAGUAAUAAAACCUUAAACGAGCAUAGUUA